AUGACUUUCCGACCAUGCAGACGUGAUGCUGAACUUGCGUCCAGCAAGAAGCAGACGGAACAUGCUGCCGCACUCGAUCCUUCUAACUCCUCGGCCGCCGGCGUACUAUAUCAAGAGUAUCGUCGCGCUUUCAAGGCAUUGGUGCUCUUCGGCUUACAUCUUGUUCUCAGUCUCGUUGUAGAUAGCGCCAAGAGUCGUGCCUAUCUCUGGCAACCCGAUACUCGUGCAGUUGGUUACGUUGCCGUCAUUUCCGCUGCGGCUCGUCUUCUCCUGUUGGUCGUCAACGAACUGCCCGGGACCGCAGCAUUAGUUGAUGGUGACCUGCGAAAGCCAACAAGGAGAGUAUCCUCGAGCGGAUUUUGGGGUAGAGCGCUCUUUUUGUGGCUCAAUUCCACGCUCCUACUAGGGUUUCGAACACAUUCGACUGUGGAUGAUAUAGACAAGCUCCCCGCGGAACUCUCUUUAGAGAUGCUUUCUCACCAUCUCAAGAUGUACUGGCGUGAUGCUGAGAAUGACCCCAAGCGCAGCCUUGCCAUCGUUUUCUCCAGGACUCUCAAGCAGCCGCUUCUUGCUGUAGCCUUACCUCGGGCAUCUCAACACAUGAGCAGCCACUUGAUGAUACGAGUUCAAGGUAUUCUCAUUGCAGAGGUUCUUGACAAAAGUCGCAAAUGUAAAGCUAGGGAAACAGCGGCUCUCACUCUUAUGAGCAAAGACGUCGAAGAUGUCGUGUCCAGAAACUUUCACGAUGAAUGCUUCCGCGACAAUCUACUGCGGACACUCAGCGAUCAGUCGCCAACAAGAGUGCGGAAUUCCGAGACAUGGCGGAAUUGUUUGCCAUGGCGACCCCAGCGUCUAUACGUAGCUGGAUUUAUCAUUGACUUAGUUGGAAGAUGGACGUUUGCUGCUUGGCUCGUUCCGGUUUUUCUCAUGUCGUUUGGCGAAAGCGUACCAGAUAACUUCAUCCGUGUUUGGGUUUCAGCUGCUCCCGAAGACCUGACCUAUUUUGCAGGAUACGUGGUUCUUCCUGUCAUCGGAGCUGUAGCUGGUCUUCUCCUAUACUACUUCUUACAAACUUCUCGUCAGGUGCGCUGCAUCCAGCUAGCCGCCAAGACACCGUUAUACAAACAUUCUGACGAGACAGCCAGCGGCUUACGCCAUUUAAGGGCCAUGGGCCUGCAGUCAGGUAACUUCCUCGUCGGUCUCGCGAUUUGGAUGUUUUCUCAGAAGACUGUGUUGGUUGAGCGUGGCAGUUGA
Beauveria bassiana ARSEF 2860 is the source of this 1254-nucleotide messenger RNA. Its product is annotated as ABC transporter. NCBI's taxonomy places the organism in Eukaryota, Fungi, Ascomycota, Sordariomycetes, Hypocreales, Cordycipitaceae. The record is from RefSeq and is a predicted model, not a curated record. The transcript has 6 exons. The coding region runs from base 1 to 1254 and encodes 417 amino acids.